Molecule: messenger RNA, 11072 nt
Organism: Effrenium voratum
Lineage: Eukaryota; Dinophyceae; Suessiales; Symbiodiniaceae
Source: the annotation of a GenBank genome assembly
UGCUCAAGUGCUCACCAUGUAGAGCCCGAAAUCAUGUGGAGGCAGCACGUCAAAGACGGCUUUCUCUAGCUGCAAAUGAACGCCUUUCCUCACCUCAAAUGGUUCGAGCUAUUUUUUUUGCUGGUCCCAACUGUCAUGGCAAACAGCUGCACAGAUGGAUUCUUCCUGCAAGAUGGCAACUGUUCUGUCUGCCCAGCGGGUAAGUAUGCAGACAGCCCCGGAGCGUCCAGUUGCACCGAUUGCCCUCCAGGCACCUACAUCUCUGAUGACGGGGUGGAGUGGAGGCUCCACGUCUCCGUCGACCUGUGCUUCUCGUGCCCUCCUGGUCGCGCUUCCGAUUCUUAUGCAGCAUCGGCUUGUGUGGAGUGCAUUCCUGGGAAGUUUGCAAACGACCAGGGCUUUACCGAAUGCUCAGACUGCUGGUCCGGUUCAGCGCCAAAUCCAGGCACCAUCGAAUGUGAUCCUUGCUCUGCAGGCUAUGUCCCAAACACGAAUCGGACGGCAUGCGAGGCUUGCGCCGCAGGAAAGAGCAGCGCGGAUGGCUACUUCUGCUAUGACUGUUACUGGGGCCAGGUGUCUGACUCAGGAUCUUCAAGCUGCACCACCUGUGGGGCGGGAACGUAUGCGAAUUCCACCACGAAUGAGUGCGUUGAGUGCGAAGGUGGAAAGUACUCAUAUGGAGGGUCAACAGAAUGUUGGCCCUGCUGGCAGGGGGCAGCGGCAAGCGCCGGUAGUGGAGAGUGUUAUGCAUGUCCUGCUGGAAAGUAUUCACUUUCCCAGGCUAGUGAGUGCUUGAAUUGUACUGCCGGUACCUACUCCUCCUCCAAUUCUGCCUUUUGUUGGACGUGCCCGUCGGGGGCUGUUUCAGCGGAGAGUGCCUCAGAGUGCCAGAACUGUGGGGUGGGGUGGUACGCCAAUGACAAUGCCACAGAAUGCGUCGCAUGUGCGGCUGGAAAGUAUAAGAGCGCAUGGGACUACACUUGCUGGGAUUGCUGGCAAGGCGCAUAUACGUCGGAAGGUAGCAGUUCAUGCAGCUAUUGCCCACCUGGCAAGUACGGUUCAGCAGACUACACUACAUGCAUACAAUGUCCAGCAGGGAGAUUUACACGCUGGGAAGGAAUGGGGUCUUGUAAUACAUGUAGAUUUGUCGUUGGCGAAAAUCAGACUUCUUGCAACAGCUGCGAGCCGGGCCGCUACCUGUUCGGUAAUGAGACCAAAAGUUGUGAACUCUGCGAGCCUGGUCGAUAUGCUCAAGGCUAUGGCAAUAUGAUUUGCAGAGCCUGUCCGAGAGGCAGGUAUUCAAGCAACACGGGUCUGACGUCCCCUGGUGAGUGUACAGGAUGCCCUGGGCUGGCAACUCUUGCAGAUGGCGCCACCUCCAUUCAAGAUUGCAUCCUUCCGACAGCAAAUCAGACCUUCUCAUGUGCUCGAGGUAAGUCCUGUACGAUUCUGGAUGUGGAGGGCAGCAAUUUUCAAAAUAACCAUGGAAUGAUGGCCAAAUAUUCCACAUGCGAGUCUACUGGAGAUUAUGGAGGCACCAGUGCAUAUGGAGAUGGUGGCAUGGGUGGAUAUGGUGGCAUGGGAGGAUAUGGUGGCAUGGGUGGAUAUGGUGGCAUGGGUGGAUAUGGUGGCAUGGGUUAUGGUGGCAUGGGUGGUGGCAUGGGUGGAUAUGGAGGUGGGUACUCAGGGGGAGGAGGAUACAUGCGGCGAUUGCAAGGCAGCGGCACGCCAGUUGAUGGCUUUGGCGACUUCGGUGACACCUCGCCGGGUUCCACAAAUUUUACUUGGCCACACGAUUUGACUGCAGCUGUUGGCACUUACCGGCUGUGUUGGUGCGGGGGUGUGACUCAGCAGUGUUUUACCCCAGCGAGCUAUUCGGUGGAUGCCGGAUCGAUUCUGGUGUUAGGUCCAUAUCCCGGCCAGGUGUUCUCAUGCGUAAUUGGUCGCCAUUGUGAUCAGGCUGGUCCAAUGAUGGGGCUCGGCCUGACAGGCACAGAUGUCAUCCACGUGCGGGCGCAGUGCACCCUUGAGCUGGCAAGCGAAAUCAGUGUACCAAUGGCAGUGACUGCUAACGAAACUUCAAGCGGAACUGUUCUGUUCUUUGGCGUGGAAGGCACAUUGUGGCAACCAACUGGUGAGUACGCCCUUUGCUGGUGCUCCUCGACAGGCGAGAGUUGCAGCUCCAUGGAUUUGGUUUCCGUCUACUUGGAGGCGGAAGGAGGCACGCUGCAAAUCCAAGGGCCCGCUGGAGGAGAAUCUGUGUACUGCUACAUUGGCCAGCCGUGUUCUGCCACUCUGCAAAAUGGCGGGACCAGCUUGGUGGCUGGUGACCGGCUUUCCUUCAUGCAGCAGUGCGGUUCCGGAACCUUCUUGAAUGGUCUUCCCUCACCUGGCUACGCUGACACACAAGAUGGUCUCAACUUUGUCUUCUCUGCCACUUCCAACCCUUACCUCACUUCUGAUCCUGGCAUGUUCCGAGUCUGUUGGUGCAGGGCGGAUGCAUCCCUGGGCAUGAGCUGUGACAAAGGCAGCGACUUCAACGUCGCUGCUGGCCUAUUUCUGGCAGUCGGGCCAUACACAGGGCAGUCCUCCACCUGCACUCGAGGCCAGAAUUGCGCCGUGACGGGCUUGCGUGGCGUCAGUCUUGCUGCCACAGACAGGCUGGUGCCAGUGGCCGCGUGCGGCGCGGCCUUGCCUACAGCCACAUUCGGGGCCCAGGCACCGGUUGGCAGCACUGUAGAUCCUGCGACAGGGUCCUAUACUUUCAACCUAGGGGACCUGCUGGAGCUGGGCGGCCCAGAACGAGUUGAGCUGUGUUGGUGCGCCAUCACGCCAAGCACAGACUGUGAGUCGGUGGUCCAAUACCGGAGCCUUGCGAUGGAGUUGUGGGUGGAGUGUGCUGCGGGGUUUUACGACCUCGACGGUGAGACCCAGAUUUGUGCCGUGUGCAGUCCGGGUCAUUACUGUUCUGGCGGGUGGCCGGCCACCUUGAGCAGCUGCCCCGCAGGCAGCACUUCGCCAGCUGGUUCAACCAGCUCAGCAGCUUGUGUGUGCAGGCAGGGCUACUACUGGGAUGAUGUGGUUGCCGCGUGUUUGGCAUGCGCGGCAGGUUCCUACAAGGGUGAAGUUGGCAACUUGGAUUGUCAGGGAACCUGCCCACUAGGGACGACGUCCUCAGUAGGAGCUGCCAGCUUGCGAGAGUGCAGUUGCGAGGGAGAUGCCAUUGAUACAAAUCCAGAUCCAGACAUCUUUGAAUGUACUGACUUGAUGACGUUGUCAAGCAACUUCAGCUAUACAAUCUAUGCUGCAUCGCAUGCAUCGGCAUCUGCGUUCACAGCACAUUUGUCGAUCACAGAUGCUUCCACAGAGGCCUUGCUACAAGAAAUUUAUUCUGCUUUGGCAACCUACCUUGGAAUAUCAACCGAACCGAAGCUGGCGCUGGAUGUGCGCGCAGAAUUUGACGACCGGUCGAACCAGUGGAAUGCCAUUCUGGAUGUGACAAGCUCGGAGGAUGCUCUUGCGCAGCUUGUGCAAUCCAAGUUGGGCGCCAACGAGUUUGCUGCUUGGCUCUUUAACGACAUGAAGGGGACAGCUUUGGACGGAGCUGUGCCAAUCUACCUGGAGCCAAUAGAGCUUUGGUCACUCCAGUGCCCAGAGGGACUGGGCUUUCCGGCUGGUCAACUCAUGUCCGGCCUGGCUGACUGCAAGUGCCCACAUGGCAGGCAGCCGGCGUCCGCCCUACCCGGUCUCAAAGGGGGCUGUGUGAAAUGUCCCUUGGGCCGGUACAAGUCGGCAGUUGCAGACGUUGAGUGUGCACAGUGUCCCACUGGACAGUUUCCUUUGACCACACUGCAGCAGGGCGCUAUAUCUUACUCUUCCUGUACCUGUUCUGCUGGAUAUGUGAGCGUAGACCCCGCAAACCCCUCUAGUUGCCAAGUUUGCGGGCAGGGUUAUUUUUGCCGCGGUGGGGCUCACAAGGCUGCAUGCGGCCAGUCUCAGACAACUCCAAAUGAAACGGCAGCAAGUCAGGACCAGUGCCUGUGCUCCGCUGGAUUUUACAAUGAGCUUGGUAUUUGCAAUGCCUGCGAGCCAGGGUUCUUCAAAGCAGAAGUUGGCAAUGCACCUUGCCAAGCUUGUGCUGCCGGAAGCUUCUCAGGCCUUGGCCAAGAAGCAUGCGAAGCCUGCGAUGCAGGCCGCUACUCAAUUGGCGGCCUGCCGAGUUGCGAGGCUUGCCCAGCAGGCCGCUAUUCCACUGUAACCUCGGCAACGUCGCUGGACGACUGUGUGCUGUGCGGGACAGGCAAGUUUAGCAAUGACACAGGAGCGAGCACACCGGCCCAGUGCAAUGACUGCAUGCAGGGCUCAACAACAGUUGUGACUGGAGCUGACGACGCCAGCUUCUGUGUGCGCCCGGACGCUGUCCAGACUCGGCAGUGCAUAUCAGGCAGAGCUUGUUUUGCUGAAAGCGUUAGCGGAUUUAGCCUACAAGAUGGCCACCGUUUGGCGAUAUCCACAAGUGAUUGUGGCGGUGCGAAAGCGGAAGUGGCAAAUGUUCCAAACAAUGGAAUUUCUCAGCCGGCUACUGCUAAUGGCACGCGGUAUGAAUGGGGUGGCUGGUGGGCAGCUGCCUUCACUCCGCAGGGCGGUUGGUAUAACUUGUGCUGGUGUGCCAACAUCGAUGACCUCGUCUGCGACAAUUUGAAUGCCAAUUUCGUUCUGUCAGCGGGGACUCUCCUCGUUGUAGGGCCAGUUGCAAACCAAUUUGAGUGUGUCCGCGGCUCGGACUGCGUUGGCCUGCAGCCUUUUGAAGGAUAUGACCUAUCUGCCGAUGACAUCCUUCUUCAGCGCGAUUCCUGCGGCCUAGACUCAGUAAUUGCCAUUUCGCCAUCCAAUGUGCUUGGCCGGGGUAGCUUGACCCCACUCAGCAGCACAGGGAGCUUCACACAAAUGGUCCUGGCAUUUGGCACCUCUGAUGCGCAGAACGAUCAUCAUCUUCAGCUUGAUGCAAAUUUGGCUGGCUAUGUCAUGUGCUGGUGCACCACCGGGGGCGGCGAGUGGGAUGCCUGCACCAAUGCAGAAGACUUUGCGGUCAAUGGUGGGCGCUUGAGCGUUCUCGGCCCCAACACCAAUCAAGAGAGCGGAUGUGCUGUAGGCCAGCCAUGUGCUGUUUGGGGAAUCACAGGAGCAAAAAUGCUACCAGGCGACCGCAUGAUGAUUUUGUCAGAUUGUGGCAGAGGAAGUUCGGUUCCUGGUUUUCCAUCAGCUGGCAUCAUGGAGACAGGUGAUGGAAGUGACUUUGCCUUUCUAGGUGACGGCAGCAAGACGUUACUUUCCGUGCCUGGUAUUUUUCGUAUGUGCUUCUGCAGGCCAGCGGCAAGUACUCAAACAUGCACAGAGUCAAGUGCCUUUAUUGCGAGCAUGGGGCUCAUGACGGCAAGUGGCCCUUUCGCUCAGACAACAGACUGUUACUUGGGCAGCUCCUGUACAAUUCCUUUGUCUGGGAUUGGUCUGUCUGCUGGCGACUGGCUGUGGGUGGUUGAUGGCCCUUGUGGUAAUGCUACUGGGAUGGUCGAGAAAGGCUUCCCCGACCUGGGAACUCCCUUGCUGCUGGCAGACAUUGGGGGUCUGCAAGUCACGUUGGGUUUCUUGCCGCUGACCGCCCUCCCAGGGCUGUACAAUUUGUGCUGGUGCCCACAAACAGCCGGCUGCGACACGGUGUCCCUCUUCCAGGCUCCAGCCGGCCAUUUGCAAGCGGAUUGUCCUGCCGGCAGCUUUGCCAUCAGCACCUCCUUAGGCCUGAACUGCGAGACGUGCACCAGGGGCUACUAUUGCAGAGGAGGACGGCCAGAAAGCGCCACCAGAAUUUCUUGCCCUGCAGGGCAAACCACUGUGGAGUCCGGUGCAGUUUCGAGCAGCGCUUGCAUUUGUGCAAGCGGUUUCGCGCCUGAUGCCUUGGCUGGUACUUGCACAGCCUGCGCCAUCGGUUCUUAUAAGGCUUCUAUUGGCAACAGUGAGGAAUGCACACCAUGCCUAGAUGGUGAGACGACCUAUGAAGCAGGCUCAGUCUCGAACACAUCCUGCAUUGCUGUGCAGGCCUUCUCGGGAGGCACAGAUGUCAAUGCUUCUGAAAGCCUUCUUCAACAAAGCGAAAGAGAAGUCCCAGCAGUCUCGUUCAAUGUAUCGCUGGCGAAUUUUCCCACCACCGACGAUCCUGCGAAGAUUCGGCAGCAGCUCAUAGAAAUGCUCCUGGCCAGCUUGUCAGCGACCACCAGGCUGGAUCCAUCUGCAAUCCAAAUAGAUUUUGCGAAUUCAACCAGUCGGCGGCUACAGGGUGCAUCAUCCAUCGUCAUCACAAUCAAAACCCGGACCGCUUCAGAAGCAAAGUCUACAGCAUCUGAUCUAGCAGCUGAUGUGUUGACCAACGAGAUUGCAAAUGCCGUGCAGCUACAUCCGACGCUGUCUAGCACAGGCAUCCAGCUCGACUUGACGUCCGCACCAGUAAUCACCUCCACUGUGGUGAAGUGCCCGGCAAGACGCUCAGUGCCUCCAGGCGUACCUGUUCUCAGCUCAGCUGACUGUCAAUGCAGCCCGGGAUAUGGCUACAACCCUGCAACUGCCACAUGUGACUCCUGCACGCUGGGUGAGUACAAGGCGGUGGUUGGGAACGGUAUUUGCUCCAGGUGUCCCACACUCAUGUCGACGCUGGUCACCGGGGCAACUUCACUCCAGCAGUGCCAGUGUCAGGCAGGCACCUACGCAGAUGAAGCUGGAGAUUGUGCAGAUUGUCAGCCUGGAUUCUAUUGCCCCGGAACCGGGAGAGCAAUGCGAUGCCCACAGAAUUCCACUACAGUGACCAUAGGCAGAUCUCCAUCUGACUGUAUCUGUGAUGCUGGCUACUAUUUUGUGGCUGUCAAUGGGUCUGUUGACACCAAUUGUCGGCCAUGCGCCCGCAAGACUUACAAGCCAAACAUCGGCAACGGGGAAUGCCCCCUGACCUGCCCGACCAACGCAGACAGCGAGCCAGCGGCCACCAGCCUGGAUGACUGCUUUUGCGAUGCUGCCUUCCACGCAAGCUUGGAUGCCAGCACUGGUCAGCUGGUCAGAUGCAUGCCAUGCAACUUCCAGGGCCUUGACUGCCGGGGGGGUUUUGAGAAUGCGACCGUUGACGAAAAUGGGACUGCAUCAGCAAGGGUCCAUGCUCAGCCAAUUGCACUGCCGGGCUUCUUCCAGACCGGGCUCACCACAGCGGUGGAGUGCGACGUGUUCAUGCCCGAUGGUCCGUCAGCCUGCUUUGGCGGGGAACCCUGUGUGUCUCAAAGGGUGGGUCUCCCUGCCCCCGCUGGCUGCGACGGGGACUACGGAAACUCAUGUGGAGAAGGCUCCAGAGGCAUGCUGUGUGGCGAGUGCCCCCUUGGCUGGGCAAGAGACGACUACCCAGACUAUUGCCAGACUUGCCCUGACGGUGCAGCCAGUGUUCUCACAUUGGGCAUCCUCUCCGACAUUGUUCAAAAGACCUCCUUGAACUUUGUCGUGGCGGUGAUGGCCGCCAACUCUGCCGUGAAGGGUGGCUCGAAGCUGCACACGAGCAUGAUCCGCAUUGGCACGCAGUGGCUAGCUGCUUGCUCUGUGCUCACCGAGUUCAACCUGGAUCGUUUACCUGGCUUCGGCUGGUCUCAGGAGCAGGAAAAGUUGGAGCAGCUGCAAUCCUGUGCGGACUCAAAUGUCACAGACUGCGAAAUCGGCGAGGCGAGCAAGUUUCCUUGGCCAAAGGAGGUCACGGACGCAAUGGAUAGCGUAUUCAAGUUCAUGGGCCUGAUGCCAAAGUUAGCCACUGUGGACUUUGCAGCGAAGUGUCACGCAGAGGUGCUUUUGCCUGGAAACAUUUAUGCGAAGAUGGUGGCCCCAGGCAUGUACUUUGUCAUCAGCCCGCUCCUGGCUCUGAUGGGCUGCUAUGCAAUUUGCGCCAUAGUGGUGUAUACUCUAAUCCCACUGGCAAACAAGAUUGGCGUGGAAUUCAACGACGUGGCCAAGAAGAAGCGGAAGCGUGCGCAAGCUGUCCGGAAGCUGAAGCCGGUGCUGGAGCCGAAGCUCGGCUCUUGGGGCUUGGCCUGGCCGGACCUCCAGGCAUCUGGGCUCCUGGAUACUACCGGCACUUGGAGCUUGGAGCAUGCCGCCAUGGAACCAGAUGCCUUCAUUUCAGGCACCAUGGCAUUUUGCAGCCAAUUGGCCCGGAAGAUGUGCUUGCAUAAGGUGCAGAAUGAGCCUCAGGCUGUUGCUUUAUGCGCAGAAGUUCAACUUAAUUUGGAUGAUUUGUGUGUCAACCCUUCGCUUUUGAUGCGGGACAUCGGCGAAGAGAGUUUGCAGGAUGCUGUGAUUCAUCAGAUGAGCCCGAGCAUGGUCGAAACAUUCGUGCUUCGAGCCCUCGCCUGGGACAUGCGGAAGAAGUUUCGGGAGAGUGCAGAGAACCAUGGCCUGGAUGUGGAAGAAGUGGUGCUUGCGGUGGCUGCAGCGCACGACAGUCCUGAGGAGCUGCGCAGGGCAGCGGUGGACAGUAGAAGCUUUCUCCAGGAGAUUGAGGUGGAGUGCCAAGAGCUGAGGCAGAGGAAGGCCGAGAGGACAUUGGAGGUUGCGAUUGCAACCGGGACAGAGGCUGAAGAGGAGCAAGAGUUUAGAGGCAUUGACCUGGAAUCUUUGAACUUCGGUUUGUUCACCUCCUUCCCGCGACCAUUCCACCUGCUCAUGCAGUGCAUUCCAGUCUUCUGGGUCACACUGCUGGCCAUGUGGCCUGACCUCCUGUCCAACUUUCUAAAGAUGAUUUGGUGCAAGCCUGUCUCAGAGGACAAUGCCCAGGGCUUUACCAUUGUGAAGCAGCGCAUGCUUCCAAGCCCUGACGUGGUGUGCUGGAGUGCGGACCACUUCUUUCUGGCGCUGCUGGCGUGCAUUGGCCUGGGCAUUUGGUGUGCCGGGGUGCCCGUGCUCUUGUUCUUGCGGCUGUGGAGGCUGAAGGACCGGCAGAGCCCGGAGAACUUCAGGAAGUACGGGUACUUCAUCCAAGGCUACGAGCCCCAGUUCUGGUGGUGGGACAUCCUCGUGAAGCGCUUUGACAUUGGAUUGAUGAACAUUGUCACCUACACAUCAAUCGCGACAGAUGAGAAGGCAAAGCUCCUGCUCUUCCCAAUUAUCUCGGGAUUUCAGCUUGGCCUGUGUGCCUGGUGCCAGCCCUUCACGAACACACAGGCCGAGAUUCUGGACUUUCUGGAGAUGUGCCUACUCAGCUUUCGCUUCACCUUGUUCAGCAUGAUUGCCAUCAUGCUGAUUUUCAACCCCUCUGAAGCUGCAACCUGGAUAUUGGCCUCACUCCUUGCAUUAAUGCUGGCAUGCGUUUGCGGCUACUUUGCCGUGCACGUGGUGGCCCAAUUCCUCCGGGGGUCUGCUGCGGACAUGAUGGAAAGCGAUGAGGAGCUGGACGAGGACGCAGCAAGGGAAAAAAAGAAGAUGAGGGCUGCUCAAGCGAGGAAGCAGAAUGUGCUUGUUCGUUUGGCAGGGAAGAUGCAGAAGCUGCUGGUGCAUCGGCUGCUGCCUUUAUUCCAGGAGACUGAUGAGGAGAAGCUCUUCCUGGAGUGGUCUGCAACCGGUGACAAGGUGUCGUUGGUGAGUGCUGCCACCAUUAAAAAUGCGAAGCCUUCAAGCAAGCGCGGCGGCCUACGCUGGAUGGUGUCAGGGCUCAAAUCGGCCAGAGCCACAGUCCUGCGUUUUGGCUCCGGAGUUCAGCGCCAAGUCUUGGUCAAGGCCUUGACGGAAUUUGGCGGGCUUUGGAUGGAUGAAUUUGACCAGGCUAGCAUGCCAGUCGACGUUGUGCAAGUCCUUUGCGCAUUGACAAGUACCUCCAGACUCGUGCCUUACAAGACGCCUUUGCCGGAAACUGGCGCCAAGUGGAAGCAGCAAGUGGACAACUUGCUGGAAGCCGAGCAUCAUGCCUUCUACGUGUCUUUGGAUGACGUGCUUUCUACAACGCAGCGGCUGCAUAAGCUUGGCACAGAUGCUGUCAUCCUAGUUGAGAAGGUGCAGGCCACCUUUCAGGCAAGGAAAAAACGACAGAUGGAGGCUGAGGAAGCAGCGAAAAGGCAGCGAUUGGCAGAGGAAGCUCAAGCGGCCUACAUUGAAGGCCAGGAGAGCAGAUCUCUAGAGGAAGCUGCGCUUGCGCUUGCGAACGAGGCGGAGCCUGUAAAGGUGAUGAAAGAGAUGGCGGUGCAGACCCUCGUCAAGUCAGCAAGCAGACUCAAGCCUUUGCCUUUAGCGGCAGGUGAUCUGUCAGAUCUUCAAGGGCAGGCACAUGCGGAACACCCAGAUCGUUGCAUCUGUGUGAGUGCAUUCACCAAGUCGAGGUAUGUCUAUGCCUGUUUUCACUGUCAUGCUAGGGCAACUUGAUACUCUGCUGCCUUUGCUUCUAGCCCUGUGGCCGUCAAAAAGCUAGCAUUGAGCUACUCAUGCCACCAAAUCCCACACUUAUCGAUUUAUCCUAGCUGUCUUUCCACUGCACGCCAGGAUCAAUCGACGACUCUUCUUUGAGGCGGCUCGGGGUAAUUGCUGUUUCUUUGCCGCUAAGGUAGGAAGGCUGAGGACAGGGACUUUUUCGAUUCUCAUCCUCAGCCAAUUUGUUUCAAAUCAACUUUCUCAUUUGUAUUGACUGAGCUGCGCCGGUGGCAACAUUUUCUAGUCUUUGCUCCAGACAGCUAAUGACAAGCUGCUUGGGCUGAACUUCCAGCCACAGAGUGGACAGUUUGCAAUCGUAUCAGCGGAGAGCUGAUUUCGUUUCCUGAGGUAUAAAUCUCAUCAUGAUCACACGGCCUAAGGCCCCAGUUUUAUGGACAAUGGCCCGUGUGGUGUGCGUGCCUGCUAUGUCGUCACCAAGUCUCAUAUGUGCAGCACGUUUGUUUGACCUGGAGGUAUUUUCCAUCAGAGCUCUGUCAAGUGCACAGGCUUGCAACAUUGUUUCUUCCCUCCAUUUGAAAGCUCUCCAGCCAAAGGCGGGGCAGCAGAAUUCAGGUGUUGUGAAGCUUGAAAGAUACGUC